Molecule: messenger RNA, 2510 nt
Organism: Rhineura floridana
Lineage: Eukaryota; Metazoa; Chordata; Lepidosauria; Squamata; Rhineuridae
Product: lysosomal acid glucosylceramidase-like
Exons: 13
Coding region: 556-2151 (531 amino acids)
Biological process (GO): glucosylceramide catabolic process
Molecular function (GO): glucosylceramidase activity
Source: RefSeq, a predicted model, not a curated record
AGCUUUUCAUCUGGAGUCGAUUUUCCUGUCAAGCCAGACAGCUUGGAUCCCUCCUACGUGCAUCCAUCUCAGGCAGCUGCUUUCAGGUGUCUCGGAGACCAGGAGGAGUCGCACAAGGGAACGGGCUUCUGGAAGCAUCAAGGUCUGGGCAGGGGGUUCCUUCGUCUUGCAUCGGUGGAGGAACAGCUCUUGUGCAUGAACCUUCUGCUGAGCUGACAAUUCCCCCCCCAUACUCACGAAUGGGAGCUGUACGCUGAGGUGCACCGUUGGCUGAUCCUGCCAGUGGGUACGAGGGUGUUUGUUCUGAAUCACGUCGAGGUCACCAGAUGUAGAUAUCACGACACAGUGAGACACGUACAUAAACCAAAACACAGCCAUCCCUCCAAAUGUGCAGCGUCCUAUGAGCCAAUCAGCACGAAAGGUGGAAUGUGUUAGCCACUGAGAAGAGUCUUCUAACAUGCUUCCUUGCCUUUUCCUGCUGAUGGGAGCCAAUCAAGAGUGAAAAGAGGGACGCCUUUCUGGACUGUGGCAUUGAUCGUACCAAGCUGUGCAACCAUGUGGCUGGGAGGAGCUGUUUGUUUCUUGCUUCUCCAGUGGAUGAGCGCUGUGGCAGGGGGCCGUCCAUGCUCUGCCAGGAAUUUUGGGCAUGGCUCACCGGUGUGCGUAUGUGGGGAUUCCUACUGUGACAUGUUGGAGCCUGUCUCCCUGCUCCCCCUGGGCUCAUACAUCAAGUAUGAAAGCAACAAGGCAGGGUGGCGUAUGGAGAAAAGUGAAGGGGUCCUUCGCAGUGACUUUCCAGAAAAAGAUGCUGUCACUCUGAAACUCAAGACAUCCCAGAAGUAUCAAAAAAUCAAGGGCUUUGGAGGGGCCCUCACAGAUUCGGCUGCCAUCAAUAUCCUGUCUCUAUCCCCAAAGGCCCAGACAAAUCUCCUCAAAUCCUAUUUCUCAGAACAAGGGAUUGAAUACACCUUGAUCCGUAUCCCCAUGGCUAGCUGUGAUUUCUCCGUGAGGCUGUAUACAUACGCUGACUCCGAGAAUGACUUUGAGCUGAAAAACUUCAGCCUGACUGAGGAAGACACCAAGAUGAAGAUCCCCAUCCUUCACCAGGCCCAGGCAAUAGCUACAAAGCCCCUCGUUCUCUUCGCCAGUCCCUGGACCUCUCCGGUGUGGCUGAAAACCAACGGGGCCAUGACGGGCCGUGGGACCCUCAAGGGGAAACCGGGAGACAAGUAUCACAAGGCCUGGGCCAACUAUUUCGUCAGGUUCUUAGAUGAAUACGCCAAGUAUAACUUGACUUUCUGGGCUGUGACUGCGGGGAACGAGCCGACGGCUGGAGACAUCAUCUUCUACCCCUUCCAGUGUCUGGGCUUCUCUCCUGAGCACCAGCGGGACUUCAUCGCCCAGGAUCUGGGGCCUGCCUUGGCCAACAGUUCUCAUAAGGGCAUCGAGUUGAUCAUUCUUGAUGACCAAAGGGUGAUGCUCCCUUACUGGGCUGAAGUGGUUCUCAAGGACCCCGUGGCGGCCAGUUAUGUCAAAGGAAUCGGCAUCCACUGGUAUAUGGAUUUCCUGGCCCCCAUCGACUUGACGCUAUCCAUCACCCACCACCUUUUCCCCAAGUACUACCUCAUCUCCACCGAGGCCUCCACGGGAUCCUACUUUUGGGAGCCCCGCGUGGUGCUGGGAGGCUGGGACCGCGGCAGCAAAUACAGCCACAGUAUCCUCACGAAUCUCAACAACUACGUCACGGGCUGGACGGACUGGAAUCUCGUCCUGGACAUGAAUGGGGGCCCCAACUGGAGCAAGAACUACGUUGACAGCCCGGUCAUUGUGGAUGCAGCCAACAACGUCUUUUACAAGCAGCCCAUGUUCUACCACAUGGCACACUUCAGCAAGUUCCUCCCAAAGGGAACCCAAAGGAUUGGGAUCCAAAACAGCAAGUGGACCAGCUUAGAAUAUUCAGCCUUCCUGCGCCCGGAUGGCUCGGCUGCUGUCGUGGUCCUGAACAGAUCCCCCAAGGACGUGCCAUUUGGAAUCUAUGACCCCGGUGUGGGCUACAUUGAGGAGCUGGCGACUGCUGAUUCCAUCCAGACCUACCUCUGGAAGCGGCCCAUGGAACGGGAGGAGAAGCCCGGUCCAAUCAACGGCCUGUAAGAGGAGCCAGCCACCCCUCAACACGAAAUGCUGGGUUCCCACGAGAAGGGUUAAUGUUAGCAAGGGGGGAGGGUCAAUGGGGGGGUGGCAGGGGUCCUGGGGAUGGGCCUGCUGGCUCAGGGGAGAGGCCUGCAUGAACCAGGACAACUGGGAACAGAGGGGGCAAACCCUAAUCCUGCCUCAACCAUUAUUGGCAGAGUUAAUAGCUCCGAAUGCCAUCCAGAGUGAAGGCCACCCUAAGCCAGCCCUCUCGUGGUGACAUCCCUUCCACAGCGUUCUCCAUGUCUUCCUGGUGAGCUUGUGCUCCCUUUCUUUCUCAGAUGUUUUCAUACAAUAAACCACUUUUUUUUCCCUACAAA